AUGGGAGUUCCAACUAAAGAAACUACAAUAGAAACUAAGGCGGUCGAAGAUAUAGGCAAUACAAAUAGUACAAUAACGAAAAAGAAAAGACUAACUACUACGCAUCGCAUAUCUCUUGGAGACGUAACACCAAAUAAUUUAGGUCAACUUAAACGUCUCAAUUCGGUCCUUUUCCCCGUAAAUUAUAGUGAAAAAUUUUACAAAGACGUAUUGGAAGUUGGUGAAUUUGCUAAACUUGCUUAUUUCAAUGAUGCAUGCGUCGGGGCAGUUUGUUGUCGAAAAGAACCAAUCCAAGGAACUAUACCCGAACAAACAAAACUCUACAUUAUGACAUUAGGGGUUUUAGCGCCAUAUCGUAAUCUUGGUUUAGGUACUACAUUAUUAACUCACAUCUUACACCAUGCAACAUGUGGAACACCUUCUGUUCCAAAAUUCAUUGAAAUUUUUCUUCACGUCCAAACUUCUAAUGAAGAAGCUUUGGCUUUUUAUCAAAAAUACGGUUUUGAAAUUAUUGGAACAGUUGAAGGAUAUUAUAAAAAAAUAACACCACCAGACGCCGAUACUUCUACAAAAAAUCCCGAAAAAGAUCUUAGUGGUCCAGGUUUAAAAAAUGUAUUUCUAGAAGCUAACUCUCGGACCAAAAUACCUUUUAAAGUGGUAAAAACUAAGAUUGUUCCAGAUGAAUUUAAUGAUAUACAAGACACUGUUAAACAAUGGUGUGAUAUUGAAAAAUUUGAUUUGAUUAUAACUACUGGGGGUACAGGUUUUGGUGUUAGAGAUAUAACUCCUGAAGCAAUACAACCAAUAUUGCACAAGUUUUGCUCGGGAAUUACUCAAGCAAUGUUAACUGCAUCUCUCCAAAAAACUCCAUUUGCCUCUCUUAGUCGGCCUAUCAGUGGAAUCAGAGGCAAUACUAUUAUUUUAACAGUUCCUGGAAGUCCCAAAGGAUCAAGAGAAAGUGUAGAGGCUGUGAUCAGUAUAUUACCUCAUGCUAUCGAUUUGGUAAGAGGUGGAAAAGGUGAAGACGUACAUGCACGAUUACGUCAAGAAACAAAUGUUCAAGGCAGUGGACAUGAAUGUAUUCAUGAUAAACAUGAAUGUGUUCAUGAUAAACAUGAACAUCGUUUUGAUAAAAUUGGAACAACGCGCUCAUUUUUAUCAGAUCCUUUAAGUGAUCCUGUCACAAAGCGACAACGCAAAUCUCCUUAUCCAAUGAUUUCCGUCGAAGAAGCUUUGAGCAUCGUUGCAAAUCAUGUUAAUGUUCUGCCGACCACUACCGUUCCAGUCGAUCAAAAUUUAAUUGGAAUGGUUUUGGCCGAAGAUGUGGUGGCAAAAGAACCUGUACCAGGGUAUCCUGCUUCUAUAGUUGAUGGUUACGCAGUUAUAGCGAGCGAUGGUCCGGGAGUUUAUCCGGUAGUUGGCGUCUCAAUUGCAGAUAGUAAUUCUAAACAAUUGGAAGGUGUAAUACGUCCAGGUCAAAUUGCCCGUAUCACUACGGGAGGAGCUAUUCCCAACGGUGCCACGUCCGUGGUAAUGAUUGAAAAUACAACUCUUAUACAUGCAUCAGGCGAUGGUCUUCAAGAAGAAGAGGUUGAAAUUCAUGUUCAGGCAAAUGAGGGCGAAAAUAUUAGAAAAAUUGGCAGUGACACUAGCGUUGGCACGAUUGUUGCAAGAAAAGGUGAACUUAUAUCAGCUGUAGGAGGCGAAAUAGGAAUAUUGGCAUCUGUUGGAGUAAAAGAAGUGAAAAUAUAUAAACGUCCUAUACUUGGUAUUUUAUCCACUGGAAAUGAAGUAAUAAACCAUAAUGAUUCAUCCGAAUUAAAAUAUGGUCAAAUUCGAGACAGUAAUCGACCUGCAUUAUUGGCAACUGCAAAAGCAACAGGAUUUGAAGCCAAAGAUUUUGGAAUCGUUAAGGACAAUGCAAAAGAAUUAGAAAAUUCUUUGAGAUCCGCAUUGUCCCAAGUUGAUGUAUUAGUUACCACGGGAGGCGUUUCGAUGGGUGAAUUUGACCUUCUUAAACCAACAUUAGAACAAUCAUUGGGUGCUAAAAUCCAUUUUGGAAGAUUAAAGAUGAAACCUGGGAAGCCAACCACAUUCGCUACAUUUCAAGAUAAUUCUCCUAAUUCGCAUGAAAAAUUAAUUUUUGCAUUACCCGGUAAUCCAGUUUCAGCAAUUGUCACUUUUUAUUUGUUUGUAUUGCCAACUCUUCGAAGACCUGAAUAUCAUCGAGCAAUAAUUUCAUUUGAUAAAACCAAAGGAAAGUUUAUUGCAAAUUCAACUGGUCGACAAAUAAGUAGUCGUAUUCUAAGCAUGAGAAGUUGUAAUGCUUUGUUAAAGUUACCUGGAAAAACUGAUCAUCUUUCAGAGUUAUCCCAAGGAACGACCGUUGAUGCUCUUUUGAUCGGACAAUUAAUAUAA
Diversispora eburnea is the source of this 2418-nucleotide messenger RNA. The record is from the annotation of a GenBank genome assembly. Lineage: Eukaryota; Fungi; Glomeromycota; Glomeromycetes; Diversisporales; Diversisporaceae.